AUGCACCCCGGAGCGACACGACGACAACGGGAAUCGGCCCUACAAACGUCGAAAACUUUCACCACAAGCCAACAACAACUACAACAAUGGAGCCGACGUCUCCUCACCGACGACGAGCAAUCAUCUCUCUACUCGUUCUACAACGAAUACCAAUCAACCCGACAAGUAUGUAUCCAGGCACAUCCACUGCUCAUAUGCAGCACAGAUGGGUUGACCCUAAUGGCCGACUCGCAUCACCUCCAUCCGAGAUUAAAGCUUUAGAAAGAAGAAAGUCUGAAUCGGGAGGAAGAAGUGAAAUGAGACUUUUAUCCAACUCGGAUGAAAGGAAGACCUUCGACUCCAAUAAGCGAUCUACUUGAAAAUCGAUAUCAAACCGAAUGGCUGGAAAAUCGACGAAAGGCGGAGUUAGCUCAACUGGAUGAAGUUAAGAAGUCGAUUGCUAGCAAACGAUAUGAAACUCGAGCAUCUCUUCUCAGGAAACACUCACAACUCGAGCCUCCACCGCCAUGGCAUCUUCCAAAAUUUUCAAAGGUUCCUGGUCGCUUGGUGACGUUUCGCUCACCACAAGCCAGGGAGACUGCAAUGAAGUAUCACGCAUUCGAUGGCACAUCAAGAAAGGGAAUGUUUGGACAAGGCAUUUAUACUGCAGCUACUACGUAAUUAGCUUGACUAUACUGUAGUAUUAAAUGUUGUUCCUAUGUUGUAUGUAGUGCGACUGUGGACGUACAGAUCGUGUAGCUAGUCGAGAUCAUAUGGACAGUAGAUUUGCUUUUGGGCCUCGUAUUCUGCAUUUACACAUUGCAUGGCGCUGA
This is a messenger RNA of Corticium candelabrum, 812 nucleotides long. Its product is annotated as cilia- and flagella-associated protein 77-like. NCBI's taxonomy places the organism in Eukaryota, Metazoa, Porifera, Homoscleromorpha, Homosclerophorida, Plakinidae. The record is from RefSeq and is a predicted model, not a curated record.